Molecule: messenger RNA, 1851 nt
Organism: Apis florea (little honeybee)
Lineage: Eukaryota; Metazoa; Arthropoda; Insecta; Hymenoptera; Apidae
Gene: qsm
Product: Zona pelucida superfamily protein qsm
Biological process (GO): anatomical structure morphogenesis
Source: RefSeq, a predicted model, not a curated record
GAAACGAAAAGUUGUUCGGUGGAAGUUGUGAGUCGUGGAACGAGCGCGAUAAACAAAUUCUCGAUCCUCGGGGAGGACGAUCCAAUAUAAAUGAGACUUUGCCACGGUUAAACCGUUUCUCCCCUCUUUCUCUUCCUUCCUUCCUUCCUUCCUUCCCUCCCUCCCUCCUUCCUUCUUUCCUUCCCUCCUUCGAAACACUUCCUCGCCUCCUCGAAGGAUCGAUUUCGAGUGAAUUGUACGAUUGUACGGUGCAUCGAUUGUAGCAGAUGAUGGAGACCGGGCCAAGAAGACUGCUCCUCUGGUGGAUAUACAUUUUCGGCGUCGCAGGGGCGAACGUGCAGAGCAAAGUGAGAUGUUCCGAGCAGUGGAUGGAAGUGGACAUCGUGAGGAGCAGCCCACGGGCGAGGAUAUACCUGCAACAGAUGAAGGACUUUCCAGACGAAGCUUGCAAACCCCGGCUUAGCAACGGUGUCGCCACGUUCCGAUUACCUCUCCUAGAGGAGGACAUGCUGCGGUGCGGCAUCACCAGGGUCGUUAACAAAGUCACGGGUCAGAAGGUGUACUUUCAUCGGAUAAUAGUGGAGGAGCCCGCGGAUUCCAGCAAGCACACGUUCACCGUAAAGUGUGUUAUCACCGAGGUCGUUGUGAAACCUGGAAUCUCGAUCGCAGCCAAUCACACCGUGGUUCGCAGGAGCGUUCUACCAGCAGGUUUCCAGGAACCCGACGUGAUCGACAUCAGAGGUGAGAUCUCCGAGUCGGCGCCUGUACCGAUAUUGGGGGUCGGUGUGAGGCAAGGCGGGAAUCUGGUGACCGGCGAGCUGAACGUCAGCCCGGGCACGCCUCUGCAGAUGGAGAUCUUCUUGGACAACGGGUCGGCGCCCGUUUACGGAUUGUUGGUCACCUACAUGCUCGUAACGGACACCAAAUCGCAGGAGGAGACUAUCAUAAUCAAUGGUUGCUCCGUGGAUCCGUAUCUGUUCGAGAAUUUCAACACGGUGGACGGUGACUUUUUGACGGCGAAAUUCCGCGCUUUCAAGUUUCCAGAAAGCACUUACGUCCAGUUCCGCGGCACUGUUAACGUCUGCCUGGACAAGUGCCAAGGGAUCGAGUGCAGCAACGGCCAAAUUGGAUUCGGUAGGAGGAGGAGGGCCAUCGAUGUCUCCAACACGGAGAACAACAAGCUGUUCGAGGUGACCAUGUCCGCUCUUAUUAAAGUCGACUUCGAGGAGGACGCGGUGAUCGAUAAAGCUCUGUCCGAAUUGUACGUGAGAAGAGGGAAGAACAGGACGAAGGCGAGGGCGGUGAUCGCGGAGGAGGUGAGGGAUCGAGCUGGCCCGACCACGAUCAGGACGGAGGAGAGGGCUUUCAUCGCGCAGGAAGUGAAGGAGCAGUUCAAGUACAAGGUUACCGAGACGGAGAUGAACGGCUCCUCGGCCUGCCGCGACUCGACAAAGCUCUUGCCCUCUAUCCUCCUUCUUCUCUGUCUCUGCAAAUUUUUAUAAAAAGCCGAACAGACGAAGGGGGACGAUCCGACGAUCGUUUCUUUUUUUUUUUUUGAUUGUAAAUAGAAAGUAGAAUUGAGAAAACCGGCCAACCAAGGAUUCGAGCGCGUCCAUCGUGGAGGAGACAGACCGAUCGAAUUUCGAGCCGGAUGCGUUAGUAGUUAAUUUUUUCCCUUUUCCACGGAAGGAGAAAAAAAAAAAAAAGAAGAACGAAACAUCGAUCUUUCUAAUAACAUUGUCCGAAAUUGCUAAGCUUCUCAUCAACGGACGAUGUAUUAUCUCGGAUAGUGUUAAUGGAACGAAUUAAUAAAGAAACAGUUCGAGGAGUUGUAUCGAAGAAAUAUCGUAA